Trichechus manatus latirostris (Florida manatee) is the source of this 720-nucleotide messenger RNA. It is a transcript of the gene PYCARD, whose product is annotated as PYD and CARD domain containing. The record is from RefSeq and is a predicted model, not a curated record. Bases 1 to 618 code for a protein of 205 amino acids. The transcript is spliced from 3 exons. Gene Ontology annotation, biological process: innate immune response; regulation of apoptotic process; inflammatory response. Lineage: Eukaryota; Metazoa; Chordata; Mammalia; Sirenia; Trichechidae.
AUGGGGCGCGCGCGCGACGCCAUCCUGGAGGCGCUAGAGAACCUGACCGCGGAGGAGCUCAAGAAGUUCAAGAUGAAGCUGCUGUCGGUGCCGCUGCGUGAAGGCUACGGGCGCAUCCCGCGGGGGACGCUGCUGCCCAUGGACGCCAUGGAUCUCACCGACAAGCUCGUCAGCUUCUAUCUGGAGGCGUACGGCGCUGAACUCACGGCGGCCGUGCUGCGCGAAAUGGGUAUGCAGGAGACCGCGGAGCGACUGCAGGAGAUCAACAAUGGCCCUGGAGCCGCACGAGCCGCACCAGCCGCACUAGCCGCACCAGCCGCACCAGCCCGUCUGGGCCCUGUUCAGACGGCAGCCAAGCCAGCAUUGCACUUUGUGGAUCAGCACCGGGCAGCCCUCAUAACGCGGGUCACAGAAGUGGAGGGGUUGCUGGAUGCCCUGUAUGGGAAGGUUCUGUCCGAGGAGCAGUACCAGGCAGUGCGGGCAGAGGCCACCAAUCCAACGAAGAUGAGAAAGCUUUUCAGCUUUGCUCCUUCCUGGAACCUGACCUGCAAGGACCUGCUCCUCCAGGCCCUGAAGGACACCCAGCCCUUCCUGGUGGCAGACCUGGAGCAGAGCUGAGGUGUCUUCCUCAGCAGCAGCCCCAUAUUCAACCCCUAGCGGUUCCAGCUAACUCACUGAGUCUUGUUUUUUUAUACACAAUAUAUGAAAAAGCAGCUUGUA